Gossypium raimondii (Peruvian cotton) is the source of this 3227-nucleotide messenger RNA. Its product is annotated as rho GTPase-activating protein 7. The record is from RefSeq and is a predicted model, not a curated record. Lineage: Eukaryota; Viridiplantae; Streptophyta; Magnoliopsida; Malvales; Malvaceae. Bases 211 to 2844 code for a protein of 877 amino acids. The transcript is spliced from 22 exons. Gene Ontology annotation, biological process: signal transduction.
UGAAAUGUGAGGAAAAAGGAAAAGAAAUGAAAAACAGAGAUAAAGCAUUAUUACUUAGGGGAAAAUGCAGAUUGGUAUAUUUGUAGAAAAACCCUAAUCUUGAAGAUUCACUUAUUAUUUGUUCUAAACUUUAGAUCUUUGCUUCGAUUCCAGUUAACUCGCCGAUCUACUGUGUUGACUCAAUGUCGAAACACUGAGCGUUUCGCGAAAAUGUCGGCUUCGUUAGCGGCAUUCGAGCGGCCUAGAGGAGGAGCCUCAAACACGGUUUUUAAGAGUGGCCCUCUUUUCAUAUCAUCAAAAGGGAUCGGAUGGAAGUCUUGGAAGAAGAGGUGGUUUAUCCUCACACGCACUUCAUUGGUGUUCUUUAAAAAUGAUCCUAGUGCCCUACCACAACGAGGUGGUGAAGUAAAUUUGACUUUGGGGGGCAUUGAUUUGAAUAAUUCUGGAAGUGUUGUUGUUAGAGAAGAUAAAAAGUUGUUGACUGUAUUGUUUCCUGAUGGGCGUGAUGGACGGGCCUUUACCCUUAAGGCGGAGACAUCGGAGGAUUUGUACGAGUGGAAGACAGCUCUAGAACAUGCCCUCGCACAAGCCCCAAGUGCUGCACUUGUCAUGGGACACAAUGGGAUUUUCCGAAAUGACACAGCUGAUGCAAUAGAAGGGUCAUUCCAUCAAUGGAGAGACAAACGCACUGCUAAGUCAUUGGUUGUUGGGAGACCUAUUUUGCUCGCGCUUGAAGAUAUUGAUGGGAGCCCAUCAUUCCUAGAGAAAGCUCUGCAGUUUCUUGAGAAGUUUGGAACUAAAGUGGAGGGAAUUCUACGUCAGUCUGCCGAUGUUGAGGAGGUUGACCGUAGAGUUCAAGAAUAUGACCAAGGCAAGACUGAAUUUGAUUCUGAUGAAGAUGCUCAUGUUGUGGGAGAUUGUGUUAAGCACGUACUAAGGGAGCUGCCCUCAUCACCAGUUCCUGCAUCCUGCUGUACUGCAUUGCUGGAGGCUUACAAAAUUGAUCGGAAGGAAGCCCGGAUAAAUGCAAUGCGCUCUGCAAUAUUAGAGACAUUUCCUGAACCAAACCGGCGCCUGUUGCAAAGGAUUCUUAAGAUGAUGCAUACAAUCUCUUCUCAUUCACACGUGAAUCGAAUGACUCCGUCUGCCGUGGCUGCUUGCAUGGCACCCUUGCUAUUACGCCCCUUAUUAGCUGGUGAAUGUGAAUUGGAGGAUGACUUUGACGUUAAUGGCGAUAGUUCUGCCCAGCUUCUUGCUGCUGCAAAUGCUGCUAAUAAUGCUCAAGCCAUCAUUACAACUCUUUUGGAGGAAUAUGAGAAUAUUUUUGACGAUGAAAGUCUACAAAGAUGUUCUAUUUCAGCUGAUUCUCAGAUUGAAAAUAGUGCUAGUGAAGAUUCCACUGAUGAGGAAAAUCCAGAUAUGAAAGACAAUGGCUACCAUGAUGCAGAAAAUGAAGCCGAUCCAGACACAGACGAUGAUCCUGAACGUGUGCUUAGUGGAAAACUAAGUGAAAGCAGUGGCUAUGCAGGCAGUGAUCUGUAUGACUAUAAGGCAUUUGAGGAUGAUGGUUCAGAUGUUGAAUCCCCCAGAGACAAUCAUGCUCGGGCUGAGAAUUCAAGCUUAGUUGUAGAUCCUCCAAGGAUGAGAGACCCUGAUGCUCAGCUGGAGGAACAGGCUAAGCAGAAUAAAGGAAAUGAAAAUCAAAUUAAUGAGACAGAUGUCUCAAGUGUGCUACCUACUGGUGAAUCUUACCGAUCAAUGGGUGAGAUUCUGUCGUCAAUGGAUCCUGGCCAUCCUAUAUCUUCACCUGGGCUUGAAUCUUCCACUGAGAAGCCAGUUGGUAAAGCUAAAGGCUCAAGUCUUAAUGCUAAGAGAUCAACAUUUUGGGGAAGAAGUAACGCUAGAAAGACACCAUCAAUGGAAUCUGUUGAUUCUUCGGGUGAAGAAGAGCUUGCUAUACAGAGGCUUGAGAUCACAAAGAAUGAUCUACAACAUCGUAUCACAAAAGAGGCUAGAGGAAAUGCAAUUUUGCAAGCUAGCUUGGAAAGGAGAAAACAAGCUCUACAUGAACGUCGUUUGGCACUUGAACAAGAUGUCUCUAGAUUACAAGAGCAGCUACAAGCUGAAAGGGAUCUUAGAGCGGCUCUAGAAGUUGGAUUGAGCAUGUCAUCUGGACAAUUUUCUAGUUCCCAUGGAAUGGAUUCCAAGACAAGGGCCGAGCUUGAGGAAAUUGCUCUUGCCGAAGCUGAUGUGGCUAGAUUGAAGCAGAAAGUUGCUGAACUCCAUCAUCAACUGAAUCAGCAACGGCAACAUCAUUACGGUUCUCUCUCUGAUGCAUGUGACCAUUAUCAGCACGUCCAAAAUCAUAACUCUCAACAGAGGUUUCUCCAGCAAGAUUUUGACACAACCCUUGCUUAUUGUAAUCAUGAGAGGAAACAAAGAACAGAGGAGAGUUUGUUAGGGCCAGACUGGAGAAAUGUUAGAGGACAGGGAUUGGCAAUCGGCAACAGCGCCAGGCAGCCUACUCGAAAGCAAUUUGUGGAUUCACCGAACUUGAGUGACUCAAAAAUUAUCGAGGCAUCGCCAAAUAUGUCUAUCAAUGAGCUUUGUGCAGUCGGUUCUGCCUCUAUCCCUUCCACUUCAAGAGCAGCAGAGGUGAUUGAUUAUACGAGACAUUCAUCAGCAGCUUCUUCUGCUUUAGUGGAAUUAACAACCCAUCUCGAUUUCUUCAAAGAACGACGAUCCCAACUAAUGGAACAGCUCCACAACCUUGAUCUCAACUACAGCAGCACAUCGUCUCAGGAUUUUGUAUACAAACCACCGUCAUCACCUCCAUGGAACUAAUCACCAUGGGAGUACAGUUGAAAAAUCUGAAGGGACACCAUUGUUGUCUUUUGUGUCUUGUACAUCCUAUGUUUGUUGCAUAUAUAAAUGUAUUUCUUUUAGCUCUUUUUUCAAAUUUUAUUUCGUUUUUUAAUUUUUUUUUUGGUUGGGUUUUUUGAGAAAGUAAUUGGAGUUAACGAAAAUAUUUUAUAUUUUCUUUUUUGUUGGUCAGAACAUAUUGUAAAGAAAAAAAAAAGCAGUGAGACUGUCAAUGGUUGGUGGAGCUUGGAAAUUGGAAAUUGGAGUCUGAGGUAUGUGUAUUAUUUGAACGAAUUGUCGUUCUACGACUAUGAUCAUCUCUGCACUGCUAAAAUAUAUAUAUAAUUUUAUUUCUUUUUUAUUAA